Molecule: messenger RNA, 1743 nt
Organism: Enterospora canceri
Lineage: Eukaryota; Fungi; Microsporidia; Enterocytozoonidae
Source: the annotation of a GenBank genome assembly
AUGGAUAUUCGCAUGGGACAGGGUGUAGUAUUGGCCAUGUCGAUGUGGGUUAGUGGAGUACUGGCUGAAGCUAUGGUAGAUCCAUUUGUGGUUGGUAUGAGCAAUUUGUCAGAACAGGGCAAUAAGGCAAUUGCUGAUGUGGACAGCAAAAAUAAUAACAAGGUGAAUUUGACUAAUUUGAACAAUAAUAGCGGUUUAAAACUGACAGGGCAGAAUAUUGGUGAACAACAACUGAAGAGUGUAGUGGAUGUGUCAAACAACCUGAAGAAUGAAGACACAACAUUGACUACGAUUUAUGUUGGACCGAAUAAGGAGGAAGCUGUUGUGAAGUUGAAGACAGUGACUGUAUUGGAUGACAAGGAUUUGGAGAAGAUAAAAAAGAUACAAGAGAAGGGUGAGAAGAAAAGUAAGGGAGAUAAGGAUAAGAGUGAGAAAGAGGGUGAGAAGGAUAAUGUAAAGAUUAAGGUUGUAAAAGCAGAAGACAAGGAGAAAAAGGCUGAUAAAAAGACUGACGAUGGUAAAAAGAAAGAAGAUGGCAAGAAGGAUGCAGAAAAGAUAGAAGAGAAAUACAAGGAGAAGAAAGAAAAGAUAGAGGAGAAGAAAGAGAAGUUAGAAGAGAAUUAUAAGGAAAAGAAGAAGGAAAUAGCAGAAAAGAAAGAUGAUAAGAAGGAAGCAAAGGAACAGGUUAAGAAGUUGGAUGAGAAAUACAAAGAGAAGAAGGAGAAAAUAGAGGAAAAGAAGGAUAAAUUGGACGAGAAAUUGAAGGAUAAGAAGAAAGAAGUAGUCGAAGCAAAGAAGAGCAAGGAAGAGAAACUUGAAGAAGAGUACAAGAAAAAGAAGAAGGAGUUAGAGGAGAAGAUAAAGAGUCUGAAGGAAGAGAUGAAAGAGAAACUAGAUAAAUUGAAAGAGGUGAAGUAUGGAAAAGAUGACACAAAGAAGGCGUAUGAGAUAAAGAAAGCACAGGAUGGUGUGAAGGAAGAGUAUGGAGUGAAGGUAACUAAGGUAGAGGUAGAAAUAAAGAAUGAGGAAUUCAAGUAUAAGAUGGAGAAGGCAAAGACAAGCGAGGAGAAAGAAAAGAUACAGGAGGAGAAGAGAAAGGCAGAAGAAAAGCAAAUUAAGAAGGCAAUUGAGACUAAGAAGGAAGAUAAGCUAAAGAAGAUGCAAGAGAAGUACGAGAUGGAGAUGAUGAAAUUGGAAGAUAAGAAGAUGGAGGAGACAAAGAAGAAGGAAGCGAAGAAGAAGAUGGAGGAGAAAUAUAAGGCAGAUCUAGAAAUAGAAAAGACUGAUGAUAAGGAAAAGAAAGAGAAAUUGGAGAAGACUAAAGAGUUGGACAAGAAGAUUGAGACUAACGUAGAUAAAAAGACAGGUAAAGAUAAGGGAAAGGAUAAAGAAAAAGAUAAGGGAAAGGACAAGGAAAUUGCCAUUACGAAAGAAAUAGACAUUAAAACAGGACAAACAGAUAAAGAAAAGAAGAUAUUCCAAACUACCAGGGAAUUCCCAUUCAUAAGAAUACAAAUGCCAUCAUCAGAGGAAAAGAAAGACAAUAAAAAUAAGGAAACUGAUAAGGUGGAGAAGACAAAAGAGAAGGAGACCGAGAAGCUUGGAAAGGCAAUUGGUGGAAUGAAGAAGUUGCCAGAUGACAUCAAAGCAAAUCCACCAAUUACCCUGGAGGGAACCUUGAAGAUGAAGAUGAAUGAGAAAAGCGAAGAAUACAAAUUGACAGGUUUCAUGACUAAGAAAUAA